Molecule: messenger RNA, 5477 nt
Organism: Anoplopoma fimbria (sablefish)
Lineage: Eukaryota; Metazoa; Chordata; Actinopteri; Perciformes; Anoplopomatidae
Product: collagen alpha-1(XVIII) chain-like
Exons: 48
Coding region: 114-4160 (1348 amino acids)
Source: RefSeq, a predicted model, not a curated record
UUUUAGUUUGGAGUGAGUGAGAGAGAGCGGCAGAGUGAGCUCCAUCUCUCUCUCUUACCAGGGCUACCACAUAUGAACAGGACAACUUUAGUUUGGCUCUAAGCUUACCUUCAAUGAAGAUGACUUCACGCAUUCCCCCCUGGUUCUUUGGAUUACUUCUACUCGCGCUCCGGUUCUGCUGCUCCUCUCCUCAGCUGUUGGAUGACCGUGGUUCUAUGUCAGCCUUGGACCUGACGGAGCUGAUCGGCGUCCCCCUUCCUCCCUCCGUCUCCUUUGUUACGGGUUUCGAGGGUUACCCCGCCUACAGCUUCGGCCCGGACGCCAACGUGGGCCGCCUCACAAAGUCAUUCAUCCCCGACCCGUUCUAUCAUGACUUCGCCAUCACGGUCACAGCUAAACCUACCACGCGGCGGGGUGGUGUGCUGUUCGCCAUCACAGAUGCUUACCAAAAGAUUGUACACUUAGGUGUAGCGUUGUCCGAGGUGGAGGAUGGUUCCCAGAGAGUCAUAUUGUACUACACCGACCCAGGAACAAGUGGUGGAACCCAGGAAGCAGCUUCCUUCAAAAUGGGAGACCUGACGGGAAGAUGGGCGAGGUUCACCCUGACUGUGCAGGGGGCAGAGGUGCGUCUCUACAUGGACUGUGAGGAAUACCACCGCGUGGCCUUCACCAGGAGCCCUCAGCCUCUGACCUUCGAGGCCAGCUCGGGGAUCUUCGUGGGGAACGCUGGGGGUACGGGCCUGGACCGGUUUGUGGGCUCCAUCCAACAGCUGGUGUUGAAGUCGGAUCCCACGGCCCCAGAUGACCAGUGUGAGGAGGACGAUCCUUAUGCCUCUGGAUAUGGAAGCGGUGAUGAUGCGUAUGAAGACAUUGAGGGAAGAGACGAAGUGAAGAAGAUUGUGGAGGAGAGAGACUACCCCAUGCCCCUCCCAGAGCUGGACCCCACCUACAGCACCCCAGCCCCUGCUCCGUCCACUCCGAUGUCGCCAGGCGAUGAUGAUGAUGAUUAUUAUGAUUAUGAUGAAGACACAGAGGAGACUUCUGGACAGGAAGUGGAGGUGACCACAGUAGGAGUGAAAUCAUUUCAGACGAGUGCUCCAGCCUCUGUAUUAGACACUCCCCUCCCAGAGCUGGACCCCACCUACAGCACCCCAGCCCCUGCUCCGUCCACUCCGAUGUCGCCAGGCGAUGAUGAUGAUGAGUAUUAUGAUUAUGAUGAAGACACAGAGAAGACUUCUGGACAGGAAGUGGAGAUGACCACAGUAGGAGUGAAAUCAUUUCAGACGAGUGCUCCAGCCUCUGUAUUAGACACUCCCCUCCCAGAGCUGGAUUAUUAUGAUUAUGAUGAAGACACAGAGAAGACUUCUGGACAGGAAGUGGAGGUGACCACAGUAGGAGUGAAAUCAUUUCAGACGAGUGCUCCAGCCUCUGUAUUAGACACUCCCCUCCAGGUGUCUCCAGGACAGAAAGGGGAGCGAGGUGAGCCAGGUCCAUCCGGUCCUCCAGGACCGCCCGGCCCUCCAGGACAAGCCUCAGGAGACGGGGAGGGAGGGGAGCCAGGACCCCGGGGUCCACAAGGACCACAGGGACCUUCAGGUCCACCUGGGUUUUCUGGGAAGGAUGGACAGCCUGGAAGCAAAGGUGAAACUGGUGUCCCAGGAGCAACUGGGAUUCCAGGAUUCCCGGGACUACAGGGAGAGACUGGUCUUAUGGGAGAAAAGGGUGAUCCUGGUGUUGGACUACCAGGUCCACCAGGCCCUCCUGGACCUCCAGGUAAACCAAGCAAGUCGUCCAUGUUCCUGGAGGGGUCAGGAUUUGAUGACUUUGACAAUGAUGCAGAGAUUAUCAGGGGGCCUCCAGGGCCUCCUGGCGUCCCGGGACAGCCAGGGCCCCCAGGAACCCCAUCGGAAGACUUCUUUCCUGGACCACCUGGGGCCCCUGGGAAAGAUGGGAAGGAUGGAGAGAACGGUGAACCUGGAGUUGAUGGAAAAGAUGGAGAUCCAGGAGCUGCUGGGGAGAAAGGAGACAAGGGAGAAACUGGUGUAAGCGGGCAACCGGGAGCGAAGGGAGAUCAGGGCCCUGCAGGGUUUCCAGGCAUACCAGGCUCCGAGGGUCCAGAAGGGCAUCCUGGUCCCAGGGGUCCAUCUGGCCCUCCUGGUCCCCCAGGUCCUCCUGGGAGAGGCUUCACCAUGGACUUUGAGGACUUGGAAGGAUCUGGGAUGCAGAGUGGUUACGGAGCUCCGCUCUCCAGAGGCCCACAGGGACCUCCAGGAAUCCCUGGACUUGAAGGGCCCAAGGGAAAAGAUGGCUCCCCAGGAAACCCAGGGCAAAAGGGGGAGACAGGUGCUACAGGACGAUCAGGGUUUCCAGGACUGGAGGGACUAAAAGGGCAAGAGGGACCAAAGGGGAACAAAGGAGACCCAGGACAAAAGGGAGAGACGGGACGGGAUGGCCUCAGUCUACCCGGCCCUCCAGGACCAGCUGGACCAGCAGGACCCAUUAUCAACCUCCAGGAUCUUCUACUGAACGACACAGAUGGUGCCUUCAACUUCUCAGGGAUUUUUGAAGCCGGGCCACAGGGUCCAAAGGGAGACAGUGGGUUGCCGGGAGUUCAAGGACCUCCAGGACUGAAAGGUGAAAGGGGUGAGCCAGGAUUUGCCAUCGCAGCAGAUGGAUACAUGAUGUCAGACCUAGCUGGACCCAAAGGAUUUAAGGGAGAUAAUGGUGUAGCCGGACCUGCUGGAAUUACAGGGCCUACCGGACCACCAGGACCCAAAGGAGAAUUCGGUUUUCCUGGAAGACCUGGACGCCCAGGCCUGAAGGGACCAAAGGGAGAGACAGGAGACUCUGCAAGCGUGCCGGGACCUCCUGGCCCCCCUGGGCUGCCGGGCCGUCCAGGAAUAUUCAACUGCCCGAAAGGAACCGUGUUCCCCAUCCCGCCCAGACCCCACUGCAAAAUGGCUCUUAAUCCCAAUGGAACCAUUUCAUUUGGUAACUGUCAGACGGCACCGAAAGGGGAGAAGGGAGAGCGAGGUCUUCCUGGUAUCCCAGCGCCUCCAAACUCUUUUAUUCCCAGGGGAGUCUGGGGGGCAAGAGGUGACCAGGGCACUAAAGGAGAGAAGGGGGACAAGGGGGAGGCAGCGUGGCCCGGGCAACCAGGUAUCCCCGGGAGACCAGGACCGGUGGGACCCAAAGGGGAUUCAGUGGUUGGUCCACCGGGCCACCCUGGGGUGCCGGGUUCACCAGGUUAUGGCAGACCAGGACCGGUCGGCCCUCCUGGGCCACCGGGGCCUCCAGGACCCUCUGGGUCAGCCUUGAGAUAUGGCUCAGCUUUGACCGUUGCCGGCCCGCCUGGACCUCCUGGACCAGCUGGACCUCCUGGACCUACGAAUAAAGCAGCAUCUCUGAAAACAUUUGCUUCCCGUGAGAGUAUGAUGCAGCACACCGUCAGGGAUGCAGAAGGAACUCUGGCGUACGUCACAGCAACAGGAAGUCUCUUCCUCAAGGUCUCCCAGGGAUGGAAAGAGAUACAGCUCGGCAGUCUGAUCUACCUUUCCAAUAACAUUAUCCCACAAGAUGAGCCUCAGGUUUCAUAUCAGAUAAGAGGAGACACGAUGGAAAGAAUACGCUCAGUCAGCGAAAGGCUCAACCUGGUGGCGUUGAACCAGCCCCACUCAGGCGACAUGAUGGGGCUCGACACAGCCGACCGGAUGUGUUACGAGCAAGCCAAGGCGAUGGGUUUGGCUCCAAACUACCGCGCCUUCAUUUCUUCCCACAGGCAAGACCUGGUCCAUGUGGUUUAUCCCAGUCUCAGAGAAACUCUGCCAGUUACCAACCUGAGGGGGGAUGUGAUGUUUAGGAACUGGCGGACAAUUUUCAAUGGCGAUGGGGGGCCAAUGGAUGCCAGGAUACCAAUCUACUCCUUUGACGGCCGGGAUGUUUUAGCUGACCCCUUCUGGCCUCUGAAGAGUAUCUGGCACGGCUCCACCAGCAGGGGUCUCCGAGUGGUGGACAAACACUGCGAGACGUGGCAAGCGGACCACAUGUCUGUCAUGGGCCAGUCAUCCAGCCUGACCUCAGGUCUGCUCCUGGGCCAGCAGACGAGGAGCUGUUCCAACCAGUACAUCGUUCUUUGCAUCGAGACCCACAAAAACCUUUAAAUCCCCCCCAGUACCACUCCACCACGCCAGCCACCGUAAACGUUAAAAAAAAACCUCGGGGAAAACAUUUGAGUGACUUUCCUAGAAAAGGACGUCGUUUUUUCAGCACAUCUUCGGUGCUACGUGUAGCUUUUUGUGGUUUUUAAAACAGAGGACCACAUUUAACGCAAUUUCUUUCACAAAGAGGAAGUUACGGUAAAAAAUGUCUCUCCUCCCUUUUCUGAUAUCCCUCUGUGUUAUUUCUGGAAGGUAAACUAACAUAAAGUCAACAGGUCCCUUUGUGUUGUGAAGAAACCCGGAAGAUUCCUUCUUAUAUUCAACCUGGUGGCACAUAAUGUUAAAUGUAACAUGAAGGCUUAUGGGGGCUGCCAGUCUCCUCAGCAGCAGUUAUACGUGUUCAUGACAAUAAUGCUCACAUCUCAAAGAGAAUGUGGUAAUGAUUUAAUAAAGUUAAAAUGAUACACGCAGCACCUUUAACCUUUAGUCAAAGAAAGUCCACUUAUAUGAACAAGACGCAUCUGUGUCAUUUCGAAAGAAUCAAAACAAAGUAACACAAAUGGCUUUUCCCCACAUGGUCACCGAGGUGUUUUGAGGAUAAGACGUCUCCUUUUCAAGAUUAUUGUCUCUUUGUUGUAAGAGACUGAAGAUGCAACGGCUGCAGGAGUCUGCACCUGUCCUUACGUGGCAGUGUUUUUUUUCUAUUUCCAAAGACUUUUGUGAUGGAAGCAUAAAUGGCCACUGUCACUGUUUUGUUUACAAGUUGUCAUGGAGAUCAAGAAAUUUGUUUGUGUAACUUACAUAGUCCCUCGUCCAACAGGGGGAAGACCAGACAACCUGUGUUGCCACCAAAGUCAUUUUUGAUGCACUGUACUUUAUUUGAAAAAAUAUUUUCUAGUUCAACAUUGUUUGUGUUGUUGCUUUCAUUAUACAUCUUGGUGAUCUCACAUCUUAGCAGCUCUUUCUCUCAAUAGGCUAUUUAAUUUAAAUUCAAUGAUUUAUUUAUACCGUCACAGCACAUAACAUGAAAUAAGAUGAUUCAAUUUAAGAAUGUAAUUUAUCGUUUUUUGUUUGUCAAAUGAUUGUUUCUUCUCACUUUAUUCCGCUUUUCUAUCUUUUUGUACAGUUUUUUUAAUGUUUCUAGAUUUCUGGAGAUUGUUGACAGCAGUAAAACCAAAAUUCCACCCAGUGAAGUGAUACGAUUGAAACAAGCUUAAUAUUUUCAUCCUAAAAAAAUAUGAAUACAAGAAAAAUAAUUUCCAAGGGCGAAAGUCACAUGUUUUUGUGUAAAUAUUGGUGCUUUGUUGAAUAAAGUUUUCU